AUGACGAGAACGCAGAAUGCGCCCCGCCGGCUGACUCUAAGUUCUCCCUUGUUCACGUGGCAGAAAUUCCAUCGCGAUCUGCCGGCGACGAAGCAGUACGCGUACGGCACGAGUCAGAAGACGGCGUCGUACCCCGGCCCCACCAUCGUGGCCAAGGUGGGCAUCGACACGACGGUGACGUGGGAGAACCAUCUGCUCGACAACACGCACAUGUUCACCGUCGAUCGCACCAUCAUGAUGGGCGUCAAAGUCCCCAAGAAGGGCAUUCCCAUCGUUGUGCAUCGCCACGGCGGCUCCCAGCAGAGCUACUACGACGGCCACCCUCUCGCGUGGUUCACGCAGUACGGCGAGAAAGGCCCGACCUUCUUUAACAGCACGUUCAAGUAUGUGAACGACGAGGCGUCGACCAUAUGGUACCACGACCACAUGGUAGGCAUGACGCGCCUCAACGUCGCCGCCGGUCUCGCGGGGCUGUACAUUAUCACGGACCCCAAGCUCGAGUCCAAGUUCACUUGGCUGCCGCCCGCCUCCCGAACCGUCCCGCUCGCCAUCGCGGAUCGGCUGUUCUUCGCCAACGGCUCGGUGAACUACCCGAACGUGGGCAUUGUGCCGAAUGUGCACCCCAACUGGAUUCCCGAGUACCUCGGCGACACCAACAUGGUCAACGGCGUCGUUUGGCCGUACCUCAAGGUCCGGCCUGCGGUGUACCGGUUCAAGAUGCUGGGUGCGGCGAACGCGCGUUUCUACAAUCUGCAGUUCGUUUGCGCACAGCGCGGCGACUACCCCAACUUCGUGCCGCCGCUCAAGGGCCAGCAAGCACGUGCUAACACGUUCCCUUCCAACGCGCAGAUUGCCACCGACGGAGGCUAUUUGGGGAAGCCGGUAACCUCCAAGUCGGUGCUGCUCAUUCCGGGCGCUCGCCAGGACGUGUUGGUUGACUUCUCCAGCCUGCCCGCCACGUGCAAGGACGUGAUUCUGCAGAACACCGCGUCCGCGCCUUUCCCCGCUGGUGUGACGGCUGACCGCGACACCGGGCUUGUCAUGCGCUUCGUCAUCACUAACAAAAAGCGCAUCCCCGGCGCGAAAGUCCCCAGCUCCAUCGUGGGCAUGCCGCCGAUCGACUUCAAGAAUGUCGCCAAGGUUCGCUGGCACCGGCUGGUGGAGGAGAUGGACCCCAAGACGAACCUGCCCGUCCGCGUCACCAUCGACAACCUCGGCUUCAUGGACCCCCCCAGAGACUUUCCCAAGCAGGGCACGAACGAGCUGUGGCACAUCAUCAACCUGUCGGCCGACGCGCACCCCAUGCACUUCCACCUCAUCGACCACCGCCCCAUCUCCCGCCGCCCCUUCAACGUCGCCGCGUUCCAGUCCGGCAAGUGCGCGUUCCGUGGCAACAAGCUCCCGCGCUGCUGGACGGGCCCGCGGGUUCGCAUCGACCCCACUGAGAACGGGUGGAAGGACACCACCACGGCGUACCCCGGUCAGGUGCUGACGCUCUUGUUCCCCUGGAUGGAUAGUAUGGGCAAGGCUUUCCCGUUCGACGUGUCUGCUGGCCCUGGCUACGUGUACCAUUGCCACAUGCUGGAUCACGAGGAUAACGACAUGAUGCGGCCGUUCAAGUCCCCGCGCCGAUGGAGCUACGGGCAGCAUGGGGCACCUGAAUGGACCUGCGGUCGUGGAACGGCAGCAACCUCUCUCCUCCCCUCCCCACCCUCCCUCCUCAUACUCGCAGUCCCCGCGCUGAUGGAGCUGCGCGCAGCAUGGGGCAGCUACAUGGACCUGCGGUCGUGGAACGGCAGCAACCUCUCUCGCCCCCCCCUCCCUCUCUUUACCUUCCUUCCGCGUGCUCCUUCCGCCUUCCCCCAGCCCAGUCCCCGCGCUGAUGGAGCUACGGGCAGCAUGGGGCAGCUACAUGGACCUGCGGUCGUGGAACGGCAGCAACCUCUCUCGCCCCCCCCUCCCUCUCUUUACCUUCCUUCCGCGUGCUCCUUCCGCCUUCCCCAGCCCAGUCCCCGCGCUGAUGGAGCUACGGGCAGCAUGGGGCAGCUACAUGGACCUGCGGUCGUGGAACGGCAGCAACCCGUGCAGCCGCUGGUGGCUCGUCACGUGCUCGUCACGUGUUGGAGCAACGGGCUGCUGCGUCGCAUGGACGUGAGCUCCAAGGGCACGCUGCCGUCCGUCAUCGGCAAUCUAACCAGCCUGGAAGAGUUGUAA
Messenger RNA from Closterium sp. NIES-65, 2214 nucleotides. The record is from the annotation of a GenBank genome assembly. Lineage: Eukaryota; Viridiplantae; Streptophyta; Zygnematophyceae; Desmidiales; Closteriaceae.